AAACAUUCUAUAAAUUCCCCCUCCAACCAUCAACCUUCUUCUUCACUCCCAUCAAAGCAAUUUGCAACUAUCUCUCUCCUUCACAUUCCAUUUUCUCACUCUCCAAAAAGCUCAGCACUUUCUCAAAGAGAAUGUUCAUGGGAAAGAUGGGUCUUUUGGGAAUUUUUCUGUUGGGUUUUGCUGCAAUGGUGUGCUCUGUUCAUGGCUAUGACGCUGGGUGGGUCAAUGCUCAUGCCACUUUCUAUGGUGGAAGUGAUGCCUCAGGAACAAUGGGUGGGGCUUGUGGGUACGGGAAUCUUUACAGUCAGGGUUACGGAACCAACACGGCGGCGUUAAGCACCGCUCUGUUCAACAACGGGCUUAGCUGCGGCGCGUGUUUCGAGAUCCGGUGCCAGAGCGACGGCGCGUGGUGUUUACCUGGUGCAAUCGUAGUGACAGCCACCAAUUUCUGUCCUCCGAACAACGCGUUGCCUAAUAACGCCGGUGGUUGGUGUAACCCUCCGCUUCACCAUUUUGAUCUCUCUCAGCCUAUUUUCCAACGCAUUGCUCAUUACAAAGCUGGUGUUGUCCCCGUCUCCUACAGAAGGGUUCCGUGUAAGAGAAGGGGAGGGAUAAGAUUCACAAUCAAUGGCCACUCUUACUUCAACCUUGUUUUGGUCACCAACGUCGGCGGCGCCGGAGAUGUUCACUCGGUGGCGGUUAAAGGUUCCAGAACAAGGUGGCAACAAAUGUCAAGGAACUGGGGACAAAACUGGCAAAGCAACAGCCUCUUAAACGGUCAAGCAUUGUCCUUUAAAGUUACUGCUAGUGAUGGUCGAAUCGUCGUCUCCAACAACAUUGCUCCGGCUAGCUGGUCGUUCGGACAGACCUUCACCGGUCGUCAAUUCCGUUGAACUUGUCUUAAUUCCCAUAUUAAAUUCGGUUUUAUAUAAUUUAGGUUUUUGUGUAGUGUUGAGGAACGAGGAGAGAGAGAGAGAGAGAGAGAGUGAGUGAGUGGAAGGGUUUUAGGCUUUUUAGGGUUUUAAUUGGAGAGCCUUAAAACUUCUUCUUUGACUCUGAGGGUAAAAUGGAGAAAAGGGCUUAUUUUAUAGGGGCUCUUUUAGUCAUUUUAAGGAUUAGGGUUUUAGUGAGAGCAGUAGAGUGAUGGUGGUGUGUGCAUCUUUUAGCAAAGGGACCUCUAUGUUUCACCAAUGGGUUCUUUUGUUUUUAUCACUUUUUAUUUGUGUUUUUAUUUUACCUUUUUUUAGCUUCUGUCUUUGGUUUAAGAAAACAGAAGUGGGGUAGUGGCAGAGGAGGAAUCUCACCACCCGCCAUGUGUUUUUUUCUAUUUGGGUCGUUAUGUUAUGAAAUUGUAAUGUAAGGGCUGAUUAUGAUCAGCUUUUUUAAUAUAAGUAUGUGUUUUGUUGCUGAGUAUGAACUUUAUGCGUUUCGUGUGAAUUUAAGUUUUUAUGACUAUGCUUUUGAAGAGUUAUCAAUACUUUAAUUUGAA
Molecule: messenger RNA, 1489 nt
Organism: Thlaspi arvense
Lineage: Eukaryota; Viridiplantae; Streptophyta; Magnoliopsida; Brassicales; Brassicaceae
Source: the annotation of a GenBank genome assembly